This is a messenger RNA of Ctenopharyngodon idella (grass carp), 735 nucleotides long. RefSeq lists its product as uncharacterized. The transcript is spliced from 3 exons. The record is from RefSeq and is a predicted model, not a curated record. The coding region runs from base 103 to 471 and encodes 122 amino acids. Lineage: Eukaryota; Metazoa; Chordata; Actinopteri; Cypriniformes; Xenocyprididae.
UGGCGCAGCAGCCUAAUAAAACCUCAUGCAUCUUUGGCUUCAAAACACUGUCCUACACACGCUCUUGCAUCAACAACAUCAACAACAGCGGACUCUAGAAACAUGUCUUUCCUUAAGGGAUUAAUGGGUAAUAAAGCAGCAGAUUCAUUUGUCGACCAGGCAGUGGAUAAAGCAGCUGCUGCAGCUAAAAAAAAGGUGAAGGAAUCAAUUACUGGAAAGAAACAGGAAACCGAUAAGACCGGGGGCAUGGGAGGUCUUUUCCCAAGUAAUGAGGAGAAGGACAAGAAACCAAAGGAAAAGGCAGGAGGUGGAAUAUUUGGUGGCCUCCUUUCAGCAGAAAAACCAGAGGAAAACAGCACUGGAGGAGCCAUCAGUGCAGGAGGAAGCAGCAAUGCAGAAAGCAACACUGGAGCAGACAGCAGUUUCAACGAAGCCCUGGAUGACCUUGCUUUCGAGUUCAGUGAGAAAUGAUGUUCUGACAAUCGGGAAAAAUCUCUGGCUGAGGUUUCCAGCUGGCGAACUCUGCCUAAAAUCAGCAUCUCCUAGUGUCAUGGACUUUAUUACUCAUGUAAAUAGUUUGAUGUCUCUUCAAUAGCUUAUGUACGACCACUAAAAAAAAAAUACUACAAAUCAUGCAUAUUACAUUCAUAUUAUGUAUUUAAGUUUAUUUAGCAUGUUUUUGUUUUUAAUACCUUGAGAUAAGAUGUUUAGUGAAUAAAGCUGAAUACAAAAGUU